UACUCCGUACGGAGCAGUUAUAUAGCUUUCCCGCCCGACAACCGGAACUGCCGAAGCCACAGAUUGAUAUGGCCGACUCCAGAUUUCCGGCAAGAAUACCUCAGCAUUUCGAUAUGUGAGGUUUCAGUUGUGAUGUCGACAGGGAUUUUUCGCAGAGGCUCUGGUAGUUUUCGGGGGCUAUUAUCAGCCAUGGCCGCGCAUAACAAAUCCUUUGAAUGACUUCAAGGGCAAAACAGGUGGGAUUUGAUCGAUCCUUUAGGCUUUCGAAGUGGGGAGUGUAUCGAUAACAGGGCUAUUCGCAACGCACAUGCCUUCUCCCGGGCAGCUAAUUUUUUGUAGCUGAAAAGGGAGGGCCCAUAUCUUUGCCCAUAUUUUGCGGAAUCAUUUCAUCUCCCAGCUCAGUCAUAAACCACUCGAUAAGAAGUCCCGUUUCAACUUUAUAUUCCUUUCUCAAUCUCACAUCUUCCCCAAGCCCACACGCAUACUCUGGCCAUAGAACAAGGAUGCUCUUCAAACCAUGUCAAGGCCACCCCCAAUAAACAGCUCUGUGCAAAGCGCAAGCGACAGAAGCGAUGAUGAAGAACAUCCCGCCGCACCCUCCGCACCGCCCGCAUAUCCAUUUGUCAAGUUGAUGGCCCUCGAAAGGUUAGAUGAGAACGGAGAUGCUACGGGCAACGGUGGAUCUUGCGACAGCUGUGCGAAUGGCGCUCAGAAUGGGGAAUCAUUUCGAUUUGAGAGGUUUCGGGCCCGGAUGGCCCCGUAUCGGCCAGACGAUUUUAAAGUUGCGUAUGGCGGACACGUUUACGCCCAGUCGGCAUAUGCUGCAUCAAAGACUGUCGGGAAGGGUUUCGUUUUACAUAAUAUAACAGGCUCGUUCACGCUCCCAGGGUUGGAUGGGAUCCCCUUCACAUUUUCAGUGCGCCAUGUUAGAGACGGUUCAACAUACUGCCUUCGCGCCGUAGAUGUUUCACAAGGCCAAGGUGUGUGUUUCAGCGCUCUCUGUAGUUUUAAACGGGCAGAGCGGAGGUACAAUUUCCAGCAUCAACCAGUCGCAGAUAUCCAGGAGAGAUAUAAAGUCGUCCUGGCGGGGAAGAGGAUAGAGGACCACCCAUUGGCGCCCUUCGUCGACAGGGCAUCAUGGAACCCCAAGGUUGAAGAACGCAUAAGUGAAGAAUUGCAUUUCGCUGGCGUUGAGUCAAGGAAGGUAGCGAUGGAUGAAUACAAUGAAUCAGUGGAUGCUCGAAACCAUAAAGAUCGGUAUCGCCACCUGCAAUUCUAUCGGCUCUUGGGGCUACCUGGCCUCGAAGACGAAGCAGAUGCCGGCACACUCGAAGAGAUUCGGAAGGCUGACGAGGCGGGAGAGUACGAUAAUCUCUAUAUCUGUGCCCAUCUAUACCAGAGUGACCGCAGUUCGCUACUUGUCAUUGCGUGGGCUCACGACAUGGUCUAUGAUAUUACCAAUAUCGCGAGUCUAAGCCAUACCGUGAUCUUCCACACCCAUGGGCCGGCAUUGAGAAUGAUAGAUUGGGAUGCCCCUAAGGAAGCAGCGCGGAAGAAGUGGUUCGCGCUGGAAGCACAAACGAGUCGAUCAGGAGAGAAUCGAGGUCUCUUCCAAGCCCAGAUUUGGAGCCCUGAUGGCACGCUGGUCGCGACGAUGAUGCAGGAUGGCAUGCUAAGAGCUUCGUUUCCUAAACUUUGAACACCAUUGCUCCCUGUUAUAUUAGACUUGCAUAUUUCAAUUUAAAUUAGAUGGUGAAGACUGGAUGUUUUUCAAAUGCCAUUUCCUGUUAGUCUUUGGAUCUUUCCCGAAGUCUAACAAUUGAGAUAUUAGUUCCUGGUUCAAAUUUCAGACUGGUUGUAUCCUAAUCGAUUCGAGGGAGGGUCG
Molecule: messenger RNA, 1885 nt
Organism: Blastomyces gilchristii SLH14081
Lineage: Eukaryota; Fungi; Ascomycota; Eurotiomycetes; Onygenales; Ajellomycetaceae
Product: acyl-CoA thioesterase
Exons: 2
Coding region: 518-1699 (393 amino acids)
Biological process (GO): fatty acid catabolic process; acyl-CoA metabolic process
Cellular component (GO): peroxisomal matrix
Molecular function (GO): fatty acyl-CoA hydrolase activity
Source: RefSeq, a predicted model, not a curated record